This is a messenger RNA of Ceratotherium simum simum (southern white rhinoceros), 1813 nucleotides long. RefSeq names its product cysteinyl leukotriene receptor 1 (gene CYSLTR1). Gene Ontology annotation, cellular component: plasma membrane. Gene Ontology annotation, molecular function: leukotriene receptor activity. Lineage: Eukaryota; Metazoa; Chordata; Mammalia; Perissodactyla; Rhinocerotidae. The record is from RefSeq and is a predicted model, not a curated record. Gene Ontology annotation, biological process: G protein-coupled receptor signaling pathway.
ACAGAACUAAGCUGAAGAGAAUAUACUCCUUCCUGCUUCCCGUCUUAAAGCAGCUGGGUGAUUUCCUGAGGAUUCUGUUACUGGAGCUAGGGAUAAAAGCUCAUUUAUACACACAGCAACCUGCAAGUCUCCAGUUUCUAUUCUUCCUCACUCCCUCUGCCUUCCCCUCCCCCACUUUGCACAAGAGAAGCAAAACUUAGGCAUGCUUUAAACAGUUUGAAGACUAAUCUGAAAGAGGAAGAAGAAUCUGUAUACAUUGGCUUGCAUAUGUGCCCUGCCCUUUCUUCUCUUGAAAAUAGCAGCAACCCGUCUUUCCAAAGAAGACUGCCUAAAGAGCAGAAACUCUGUGAAUGGAGUGGGCUUUCAGCACCAUCCAGGGGAUUCAGGUUCACUGUUAGCUCUCCAAGGAACGAGUAGAUUGGAUUUACUGAAGAAUUGGAGCUUGCUUCUGAGAAUGAAUGCAGAAGGACCUUAAACUGUCAACCUUGAAGUUAGCAGCUUAGGCUUAAUCUGAUACUAAAUCAUAAGAAGCACUGACCACUAACCAGAAACAUUCGUGAAGGGUACUGCACUGCCAGAAAGAGGCACCAAGCAGCCAUUCCUAGAGAAACAUGGAUGGAGUUGGAAAUCUGACAGUAUUUUCUGCCAGUAAUAACAAAUGCAAUGACACUAUUGAUGACUUCCGCAAUCAAGUAUAUUCUACCUUGUACUCUAUGAUCUCCGUUGUGGGCUUCUUUGGCAAUGGCUUUGUGCUCUACGUCCUCAUAAGAACAUAUCAUGAGAAGUCAGCCUUCCAAGUAUACAUGAUUAAUUUAGCAGUAGCUGAUCUACUGUGCGUAUGUACACUGCCUCUCCGUGUGGUCUAUUAUGUUCACAAAGGCGUUUGGCUCUUUGGUGACUUUUUGUGCCGCCUCAGCACCUAUGCCUUGUAUGUCAACCUCUACUGUAGCAUCUUCUUUAUGACAGCAAUGAGCUUUUUCCGGUGCAUUGCAAUUGUUUUCCCAGUCCAGAACAUUAAUUUGAUUACACAGAAAAAAGCCAGGUUUGUAUGUGCUGGCAUUUGGAUUUUUGUAAUUUUGACCAGUUCUCCAUUUUUAAUGUCCAAAUCUUACAAAGAUGAGAAAAACAAUACCAAGUGCUUUGAGCCUCCACAAGACCAUCAAGCUAAAAAUCAUGUUUUGGUCUUGCACUAUGUGUCAUUGUUUGUUGGAUUUAUCAUUCCUUUUGUUAUUAUAAUUGUCUGUUACACAAUGAUCAUUUUGACCUUACUAAAAAAUUCAAUGAAGAAAAAUCUAUCAAGUCGCAAAAAGGCUAUAGGAAUGAUCAUAGUCGUGACAGCUGCCUUUUUGAUCAGCUUCAUGCCAUAUCAUAUUCAACGCACCAUCCACCUUCAUUUUUUACACAAUGAAACCAAACCCUGUGAUUCUGUUCUUAGAAUGCAAAAGUCAGUGGUCAUAACCUUGUCUCUGGCUGCAUCAAAUUGUUGCUUUGACCCUGUCCUAUAUUUCUUUUCAGGGGGGAACUUUAGGAGAAGGCUGUCUACGUUUAGAAAGCAUUCUUUGUCCAGCAUGACUUAUGUACCCAAGAAGAAGGUCUCCUUGCCAGAAAAAGGAGAAGAAAUAUAAAAAGAAUAGUUUAAACCUAUCUCUAUGAAUGAAAAGAGCUUCCCAAACAAGUAUUUUCUCAAAUCAUUUACAAUAAAAAUAAGAAUUUCCAUUGAUAAUUUACACAACUGAAUGUGUGUGUAUAAAUGUCUCAUUUAUGCAUCCACAUUAUUAGAGGUGCUAAAAAUAUUUUGUGUUAAAAAUUCAGU